UGUGCUGCUUGCUCCAGGGUUGUCUGUCUUUGAUUUACCGCCCUUGUUAGUGAUUGGUUCAAGACAGAUCAUGUGAUCUUGCCAUAUCCAAUGGCGUGGGAGGAUGUGUGUAGGGGGUGGCUCUUCCGCCGGAAGCUGUUUGUGCUGCUUGCCCCGGGCGUCGUCAGGGUUUGCCACCUGCCGCUGCUGUCCUUCUGAGGGGGAAGGCGAGGUUGCGGAGGGCUGGGCUGGCAUGGAAGGGGACGGAAGAACCUGGAUUUCGGUUGACGUCCUUGAGCUGCUGUAUGAGCUGGCUGUGGAAGCCUGGCUGGCCACCUGCUGGACUUCUGUCGUGUGAGCGCUGACAGAAGGCUACACCGGGGCCCUGCACGAAAACAGACACGGCAGCUCUGUGCAGAUCCGCAGGCGCAAGGCUUCGGGGGACCCGUACUGGGCCUAUUCUGGUGCCUAUGGUCCUGAACACUGGGUCACGUCUAGCGUCAGCUGUGGGGGCCGUCACCAGUCUCCUAUAGACAUUUUAGACCAGCAUGCGCGUGUCGGGGAAGAGUACCAAGAACUGCAACUUGAUGGCUUCGACAACGAGUCUUCUAACAAAACCUGGAUGAAAAACACAGGGAAAACAGUUGCCAUCCUUCUGAAAGACGACUAUUUUGUCAGUGGCGCGGGCCUGCCCGGCAGAUUCAAAGCCGAGAAGGUGGAAUUUCACUGGGGCCACAGCAAUGGCUCAGCAGGCUCUGAACACAGCAUCAACGGAAGGAGGUUUCCUGUUGAGAUGCAGAUUUUCUUUUACAAUCCAGAUGACUUUGACAGCUUUCAAACUGCAAUUUCUGAGAACAGAAUAAUCGGAGCCAUGGCCAUAUUUUUUCAAGUCAGUCCAAGGGACAAUUCUGCACUGGAUCCUAUUAUCCAUGGGUUGAAGGGCGUCGUACAUCACGAGAAAGAGACCUUCCUGGAUCCUUUCGUCCUCCGGGACCUCCUGCCCGCGUCCCUGGGCAGCUAUUACCGGUACACAGGUUCUUUGACCACCCCGCCGUGUAGCGAGAUCGUGGAGUGGAUAGUUUUCCGGAGACCCGUCCCCAUCUCCUACCACCAGCUCGAGGCUUUUUAUUCCAUCUUCACCACGGAGCAGCAAGACCACGUCAAGUCGGUGGAAUAUCUGAGAAAUAACUUUCGACCACAGCAGGAUCUGAACAACAGGGUGGUGUCCAAAUCCGCCGUCCGUGAUGCCUGGAACCAUGACAUGACAGACUUCUUAGAAAACCCACUAGGGACAGAAGCCUCUAAAGUCUGCAGCUCGCCACCCGUCCACAUGAAGGUGCAGCCCCUCAACCAGACGGCGCUGCAGGUGUCCUGGAGCCAGCCCGAGACCGUCUACCACCCGCCCAUCAUGAACUACAUGAUCUCCUACAGCUGGACCAAGAACGAGGACGAGAAGGAGAAGACGUUCACCAAGGACAGCGACAAGGACUUGAAAGCCACCAUUAGCCACGUCUCACCCGACAGCCUUUACCUGUUCCGCGUGCAGGCUGUGUGUCGGAACGACAUGCGUAGCGACUUCAGCCAGACGAUGCUCUUUCAAGCUAAUACCACUCGAAUAUUCCAAGGUACCAGAAUUGUGAAAACAGGAGUGCCCACAGUGUCACCUGCCUCCUCCGCCGACAUGGCUCCCAUCAGUUCAGGGUCUUCUACCUGGACGUCCUCUGGCAUCCCCUUCUCGUUCGUUUCCAUGGCCACUGGGAUGGGCCCCUCCUCCAGCGGCAGCCAGGCGACAGUGGCCUCAGUGGUCACCAGCACGCUCCUGGCCGGCCUGGGCUUUGGCGGCGGCGGCAUCUCCUCCUUCCCCAGCACCGUGUGGCCCACGCGCCUGCCCACGGCCGCGGCGGCCAGCAAGCAGGCGGGCAGGCCGGUGCUGGCCACCACGGAGGCCGCGGCCUCCCCAGGGCCAGACAAUGACUCGGCGCCCACCAAGGACGGCGAGGGCGCGGAGGACGGCGGCGGCAAGGACGAGAAGGGCGAGAGCGAGGACGGCGAGCGCGAGCACGAGGAGGACAGCGACAAGGACUCCGAGAAGAAGGAGAAGGGCGCGGUGACCCAGGCCACCGAGGAGCGGACCCAGGCGGAGCCCAGCCCCACGGCCGCCUCCCCCAGCAGGACCGCCCAGGACGGGGGGCACCAGACUAUACCCGGGCGCGGGCCAGCCCACACACCCGCCGUCCCCACCGACUGGCCAGGGGGGCGCAGGGACGCCGGCCCAGGCCUGGGCCCCGGUUCGGUCACCUCCACCCAAGUGCCCGCCACAGCCACGGAGGAGCAGUUCACAGCGGGAGAUCCCAGGAGGCCCGAAGCGCCAUCCAAGAAGCCUGCGUCCCGAGGCGACCGCUUUUCCGAGGACAGCAGAUUCAUCACUGUCAAUCCAGAAAAGAACACUUCUGGAAUGAUUAGCCGCCCCGCCCCGGGCAGGAUGGAGUGGAUCAUCCCUCUGAUCGUGGUGUCAGCCUUGACCUUCGUGUGCCUCGUCCUUCUCAUCGCUGUGCUCGUCUACUGGAGAGGGUGUAACAAAAUAAAGUCCAAGGGCUUUCCCAGACGUUUCCGCGAAGUGCCUUCUUCUGGGGAGACAGGAGAGAAGGGGAGCAGAAAAUGUUUUCAGACUGCUCAUUUCUACGUGGAAGAUAGCAAUUCCCCUCGGGUGGUCCCCAAUGAAAGUAUUCCCAUUAUUCCUAUUCCUGAUGACAUGGAAGCCAUUCCUGUCAAACAGUUUGUUAAACACAUCGGUGAGCUCUAUUCUAAUAACCAGCAUGGGUUCUCCGAGGAUUUUGAGGAAGUCCAGCGCUGUACGGCUGAUAUGAACAUCACUGCAGAACAUUCCAAUCAUCCAGAAAACAAGCACAAAAACAGAUACAUCAACAUUUUAGCAUAUGAUCACAGUAGGGUGAAGUUAAGACCUUUACCAGGAAAAGACUCUAAGCACAGCGACUACAUAAAUGCAAACUACGUUGAUGGUUACAACAAAGCAAAAGCCUACAUUGCCACCCAGGGGCCUCUCAAGUCUACGUUUGAAGAUUUCUGGAGGAUGAUUUGGGAACAAAACGCUGGAGUCAUCAUCAUGAUUACAAACCUUGUGGAAAAAGGAAGACGAAAAUGUGAUCAGUAUUGGCCAACAGAGAAUAGUGAGGAGUAUGGAAACAUUAUUGUCACGCUGAAGAGCACAAAAGUACAUGCCUGCUAUACUGUUCGUCGUUUUUCAGUCAGAAAUACAAAAGUGAAAAAGGGUCAGAAGGGAAACCCCAAAGGGCGCCAGAACGAAAGGGUGGUGAUCCAGUAUCACUACACGCAGUGGCCUGACAUGGGAGUCCCCGAGUACGCCCUGCCUGUCCUGACCUUCGUGAGGAGAUCCUCGGCCGCCCGGACGCCAGACAUGGGGCCCGUGUUGGUGCACUGCAGCGCUGGCGUGGGCAGGACAGGCACCUACAUUGUAAUCGACAGCAUGCUGCAGCAGAUCAAAGACAAAAGCACAGUUAACAUCCUGGGAUUCCUGAAGCAUAUCAGGACACAGCGCAACUACCUCGUCCAGACUGAGGAGCAGUACAUUUUCAUCCAUGAUGCCUUGUUGGAAGCCAUUCUUGGAAAGGAGACUGAAGUAUCUUCAAAUCAGCUGCAUAGCUACGUUAACAGUAUCCUCAUACCAGGAGUAGGAGGAAAGACAAGACUGGAAAAACAAUUCAAGCUGGUCACACAAUGUAAUGCAAAAUAUGUGGAAUGCUUUAGUGCUCAGAAAGAGUGUAACAAAGAAAAGAACAGAAACUCUUCAGUCGUGCCAUCUGAGCGUGCUCGAGUGGGUCUUGCGCCACUGCCUGGAAUGAAAGGAACAGAUUACAUUAAUGCUUCUUAUAUCAUGGGCUAUUAUAGGAGCAAUGAAUUUAUUAUAACCCAGCACCCUCUGCCACACACUACGAAAGAUUUCUGGCGAAUGAUAUGGGAUCACAACGCACAGAUCAUUGUCAUGCUGCCAGACAACCAGAGCUUGGCAGAAGAUGAGUUUGUGUACUGGCCAAGUCGAGAAGAAUCCAUGAACUGUGAGGCCUUUACUGUCACCCUUAUCAGCAAAGACAGGCUGUGCCUCUCUAAUGAAGAACAAAUUAUCAUCCAUGACUUUAUCCUUGAAGCUACACAGGAUGACUAUGUCCUAGAAGUUCGACACUUCCAGUGUCCCAAAUGGCCUAACCCAGAUGCCCCCAUAAGCAGCACCUUCGAACUCAUCAAUGUCAUCAAGGAAGAGGCCUUAACAAGGGAUGGCCCCACCAUUGUUCAUGAUGAGUAUGGAGCAGUGUCAGCAGGGACGCUAUGUGCCCUCACCACCCUGUCCCAGCAGCUGGAGAAUGAAAAUGCUGUGGAUGUUUUCCAGGUUGCAAAAAUGAUCAAUCUCAUGAGGCCUGGGGUGUUCACAGACAUUGAACAAUACCAAUUUGUCUAUAAGGCAAUGCUCAGCCUGGUCAGCACUAAAGAGAAUGGAAACGGCCCCAUGACAGUGGACAGAAACGGUGCUGUUCUAAUUGCAGACGAGUCAGACCCUGCCGAGAGCAUGGAGUCGCUCGUGUGACCGGAAUCCUGAAAGGGCACUUACAAUUUGUAAACUUCUGAAGACUGAGAACUUUUUUGAGGCCUUUUUUGCCAGACUCUAGGUUAUACAAUAACCCAGUUACUUUUUUACACUGAUAAAAGUUUUGAUAUUUAUUUUUUGCCAUUUUAUGUCUUAAUGGUAUCCUACUGAGCAUUUGCACCUCUGUUCAUUUCACACCGUGAAACGCAAUUUGACCUAGUUUGCACUAUAUGAUCAGUGUUACUGCCUAUAAUCUGAUGCUAAAGCAAGCCCUGAUGUGACAUUCCAUGACAACAUACAUGCUACUUUUUAGUUGAGUACAGUGAAGGUCUUUGUUAUGACAGUGAAUCUUGAUUUUACUAUUAUUAUUAUUAUUAUUAUUGCUAAAGCAGCUGCAUUCUACUAGCAGGCAAUGCUGUGCUUUUCUCCUCGGUCCUCCUCUCCCGUUUCUUAAGGCACUGUUCAAUACUGUGCGCCUUCUGUAUUUUAAUGGAGUGGAUGGGCACUGUUUUCUUUUACAGAUGAGCAGGCUAUUGGGAGCUACUCAGGAGGUCUGUUAACACCGUGGCCUUGAAACAGUUCCAUUUAUGAUGGUUAAAAGAUCCAUUAAAAAGUUAGAAGGCUUAAGAGUUGCUUCAUGUGAACAUCUCCUAUUAGUUACAAAAUUAUAUUCACAGCUUAAAAAAUUGUGUCAAAAUAAAUAACUCUGUAUUACAGCUUUCACAGUAGCUAUGUGGACAGUGUGUGUUAUUUCCAUUUUGACUCUCUGAAAUAGCUACACCCUAAAAACCAGGGCUUUUACAACAGAGAGAUGGCAACAUUUUACAAAACUCAGUUAUGAGACCCUUUAGUUACUCUCCGUUAAUGCUUCUGGGUUUAUAAUACCAUACCUUACAGUAGGUAGAAUGAAAAUUUUUGCAGGUGUGUAAUUCUGAAACUAGUCCUCUAAAAAUUCCCCUAUUAGUCAUAUAGCAAUCUAAUAAAAACUACCUAUAUAGUUAAUCUUUCCUUUCCUUUCCUUUUUUGCCAAAUGUUUCAUAAUAAAUCCCUUAACAAUAUAUAUUCUUCUACUUAAGAUUAAACUGAAAAUGCUAUAUAAGCAAAAGUCUUGGGACUAACUAAAAUCCCACACAUGGAUAAAUCUGAUUUGGAGAAUAUUAAAAUCUUGCAUAAAAGGUGAUACCUACGUUUUCAGGUAGUGUAGAGGGAGACGGCUUUGUAUGCUUUUGUGUGGUUUAGUGUCAAGGGCAGAUACACUUCAGUAAAAGAUGCCAAUAAUCAUUAGAGAGCCCAAGAAAGCGAUCUGGUUCACCCUCUGGAAACAAAUUCACCCUGUUCACCGUAAUGGGAAAAUUAGGAGCAUUAAUAAGAAAUUUCUGUAGAGUUUGUUUAAAUUAAAAAAUAAGCUACUUACUGAAAUCUGUUUCUUCUACUGCAUGUUUGCUCUUGAGGGGCGGCUUCUAUCGGAAGUAAAAUCAUCACCAGAACUGGGCCUGUUAGAAGAACAGGGUUUUAUUUCUUAUGUCAAUAAAUUUCAACAGAAAGGCCACACUGGCUAUCAUACUAUCAGAGUAGGCAUUAAACACUAAUUAUGAUCAACACUGAGGUUCUAUUUACCUUGAGGUGGCUUUCUAUGACCUUUGUCAGCAUGGUGCUGGAGGACCAAAGUUGCUAAGGAGAGAGUCUACGGGCCAAGUUCAAUAGUUUCAAUGCAAAGGCCAUAUCAAUAAAUGUUUCAGCUUUUUAUCACGUAGACUCAACAACCCGGAAUAGUCUGCGCUUCAAGAACUGUGUAGGCCAGUCUUGAGACAAGGUGUUCAAGUGAGCAGAGCCUGCUGAUGUGCGUGCUAGAUGGCACACACCUUCUGCAGCCCUUCUGCUCCGUGGUGCUGCGGGAAGCUCCACCGAGCAUGAGCAAAGCCUGGACACAGGAGCACAACUGCCAGGCGCUGAAGGAAGUCAGGGAAGGAAAGAACUAGAUUUUUGUUUGUUUGUUUUUUAGUCAAUGAAGUAGUUUAUUUUAGUUGUACUGAGUGUUGAUGUGAGCUGACUCUUUUUAGUAGAUGGCAGUGUUGGCCUGAUGUACAAAAGUAGUGUUCAAUGUAGGGUUCAUGGUCCCUCGCUCAAUAAUUUUUGCUUACUAAGAGUAAACAUUGGUUAGAAGAUGAAUAACAAGUGUUCCCUUCUGUGCCAUCUGCAGAGGGCUCAACUCAUGGAGACGCGUACCCUCCAGUGCAAUUCUGUGGGCAUCGCAAUCAUUUAUAAAAGAAUGAGACAGCGAGUAAAUAGGACAGAAAUAUAAUACGCAUGGUUUAGAAGUUCUCUGAGAGCAAUCUGUGUCUAUGGUGGGCUUGAACCAAAGUCUACAGAACUGCAAGCGACUGCUGUUUGCCCAUUCUGCCAAAGCGCUCCAGACAUUCUUCACUGAGGACAGUGACAUUCAGCAGUUCUGUGCUUUCAGCAGAGUAUAUCCUCGCUAUGGUUAAUUUGUUAUUAGGAAAAAUGUGCUUGUGUCUUUCCAGAAUGCAGAGUUUCAGAGAUGGUGUUUGCUUUGAGACAUGAGCACACUGCCUAAGUACAUGACAAGGUCACCACCACUUGUACUCAAGGGGAAAGGCAAUAGCUACUGCAAAUUCAUGUGUGCUAUUUUAUAAAACAAGCUGUUUCUGUGUAGGAGUUUACCUCUAGGUAAAUAUAAUGUACACAUCAUACAAAACCGAAUUGUAAUGACCUGUCCACACGGCCAUGCUGGACAUCAGAGAAAAGACCCUUUGCUGCCAUCUGGAGAACUCUUUCUUGCACCCAAUAGCCACAAUACCAUCUUUAAAAAGAAAAAAGAAAAAGCUAACUUCUGAAUUUUAAGAAGAAUAAGAUUAAUUAGUUUUCCUCAUUUUUAUGCCUUGGAGCUCUUAGAGUCCAUUUCAAGUAGGAGAGUCCAGCGACGUCAAAGAAAGCUUAUGGUGUUCAAGGUCUGGAUGUUGGGAGUUUUUAGCCCAGGGUGAGACAUUGGAAUCAAUAAAUAACCUUACUUUAUAAUGACACAGCACAACUGCCUUGUUACGGAUUUUUUCUUAAAUGCAUAUAUACUAUAUUUAAAAUUAAAAUAUAGAUACCAAUUUACCAAAGAUACAUAUUACUAAUUCUAAGCAAAAAAUAAAAGAAACCCAAACUCAUCAUAAUUUAAGAAAAAAUAAUCAAAGUGUAGUUUGUCUUAAGAAUUUAACAGUUAUACUGGAAAAUGCAUUUUCAACUCCUAUGUUCUAAAAUUUAUGUUCAAAUGGUGCCAGUGACUUUUUAUAUGAAGGGAAAUGCCUGCUUUUUGUUUUUUUUUAACAGCUGUAAUUUCACUUAACCCCUUGCGCUUUCCCUUAGUUGCCAUUUAACAUACAAUAUUGGCUUUACUUAUCUCUAGAAAGAAGGCAUGCUACAAAUAGGAAGGAAUUGUAAUAAUAUUUGGCCUCUACUUUGUCUUAGCUGUUAAACUGUUUUUAGUAUUUUUGUUAAAUAUUUGCAAAGGGAAGCAUUUUCUACAGAGGAUAAUUAAUUUCAAGAAAAAUAUCUUGAGUUUUAAGAAAUAAACAUCUCCAGAAAAGGAGACAGUCAAUUUUAUAAAAUGUCGCAACUCUCCAACAUUUGGGGUAGUGACUCCUUUUUUGUUAGAACAUUUGAAACUAGCAAGCAGCCAUUGUUUCUAAAGAAUUCAGCCUUCAUGUUGAUUCCUGUUUCUUUCAAUUCGUUUUGAAAUAGCUAAAAUCAUUAAAACUGUAAAUAUUUUGUUGCUUGGGUAAGCAUCUUCUGGGAACUUUGUAUCUAUGGUAUAUAAUCAUAGAAUUUUAUAUUUUCAUAUAAAGCUAAUUUUUUUCUAGUUUCAACUCCGUCAUAGUUUUUUUUUUUUUUUUUCCUUUCUGUGGUGGAUAUGUGAAUUCAACUUUCUGUGUAUUGAAGUAGCAAGAACCAUCUUUGCAUUCCAAAAGAAUCCAACAUGUGUUAUUUCUUUGAGGCAGUGAUUGUGAAAAUUGGGUUUUAUUUUAAUUCCAUUGACCAUUUGUGCAAUAGGAAUUAGACAUAUUUAGUCACUGAAUACAUUCGUCGCAUUGACCCGUUUGGAAAAAGUGAUUUUUUUUUUUUUAAUUUGUUCGGGGGGAGGGGUUUUGUAACCUGAAAUUUUUCCCUUUUUUCUUCUGUUUAAAACUAUAUCAAAUCAUUCUAUUAUAGUGUUAUUUAAUAUGUAAAUUGUAUUGCUAUACAUAAAAUAAAGUAUGGUUUUUGAUGUA
This is a messenger RNA of Microcebus murinus (gray mouse lemur), 8871 nucleotides long. NCBI's taxonomy places the organism in Eukaryota, Metazoa, Chordata, Mammalia, Primates, Cheirogaleidae. The record is from RefSeq and is a predicted model, not a curated record.